Molecule: messenger RNA, 1588 nt
Organism: Maylandia zebra (zebra mbuna)
Lineage: Eukaryota; Metazoa; Chordata; Actinopteri; Cichliformes; Cichlidae
Source: RefSeq, a predicted model, not a curated record
GCUGUCACUGGCUGUCGGGAGGAGGCUGAUGGAGGACAGGGGGACCAGCAACUUGUAAGCAAACAUUUACACCGACAUAAAACAAAACACACACAAAAAGAUGCAGCAAAAGCCCCCCCGCGGAGGCAGACAAUGCUCAGGCCUGAAGUGAAGAAGUUUGUUGUUGCUGUCACAGCGUAAGUGCACGGGCGCAACAAAGCGAGAAACGCACCCAGCACAGAUGGAUUUGAACUAUUUGAAUUGACAGUCGACGCGGUGUCAGAAAGGCGUUAAAUGUUUCGAAAAUAUAAGUUACCGUCCUGACAAAAUGACCCGUUUGCACUGCGGGCUUCACGCUUUCGGACAAAGAGCGUCUUCCAUUCACUUCUUCUUCGCGGUCCUGGUGGUCCUGGAAAACUGCAAAACUUUGGGAUUGGGAUUAUCACAUGAACCAGAAAGAUUUCAGGAUGACUUCCCUUUGUACGAGGUGGUUCACCCUACGAGACUGGAUGCCAAGGGUCACUUCCUGUCCAAUUUCCUGUCUCACCAUGCUCGCCGUUUACAGCGCAGGGAAGCCUCAGUGGAACCAGCAGGACUAGAUCGCAUCUUCUACCAGUUUUGGCACGGCGGCCACAACUUGCACUUCAACCUCACUCUGAAUCCUCACCUGCUGGCUCCAGGCUUCAUGACUGAGAGGAGGUUUGGUGGCCUGAAGGGGGCACGGAUCAAACCUGCUGGAUCCUCCCACUGUCAUUUCUUGGGCGAAGUGUGGGAUGAUGCCAUUGUGAAAGGGAGCGCAGCUAUAAGUACUUGUGAUGGCCUGACGGGACUCUUCAAGUUGUCUGAUGAAGAGUUCUUUAUUCAGCCUCUGGAGACAUCAAGUGAUGAAACAUCAGCACCACAGGCCCAUGCCAUCUACAAACGGCAUGUGUCUCCUCCCUCCUGGAGCCCAGUCAUACAGCCCAUCUCAGGGAAACGACCUUUCAACGGUACCUGUGGAAUCAAAGAUUAUCAUCAAAGCUUUAAAGACAUUGAGAGCCAGCGGGAGCGUUGGGAGCGCAGGCAGCAGAGAAGGAGGAGAAGAAUUCGUCAACGCUCUGUCAGCAAAGAGAAAUGGGUGGAAACGCUGGUGGUGGCUGACCCCAAAAUGGUGGACUAUCAUGGGAGCAAAGCUGUGGAAAGCUACAUACUUGCUGUCAUGAAUAUUGUGGCUCCGGAGGCUGAGCCGGGGCCGCAUGCCAAAGGGCCUGUUAAGGUGCUACCAGCCGAGGUGGACUCUGAUGCAGCCGAGGCGGACUCUGAUGCUGCUGAGGCAGAGACUGAAGCAGCUGGGUCUGGUACGGCCGGGGAACCCCUGGCGGGGCGGUCUACGGAGGAUCUCCGUUUGACCCUCCGUAUAAGGGAGGUGGAAACCCGUGCUAAAGAGCUUGAGGUACAAGCAAUGCACCUCCGUGUCAGAGCUUUGGAGCUGGAGCGAAAGCCCUCCACAUCUGCCUCUAGUCAUCCUGGUACGUCCACCGCUGUCCCAACAGGUUUUGACAUCACUAAGCACGUUAAACUGGUUCCCCCGUUUCAUGAGGCCGAAGUGGAUUCCUAUUUUAACGCUUAG